Aspergillus nomiae NRRL 13137 is the source of this 1318-nucleotide messenger RNA. RefSeq names its product bifunctional alcohol dehydrogenase/S-(hydroxymethyl)glutathione dehydrogenase. The transcript has 6 exons. NCBI's taxonomy places the organism in Eukaryota, Fungi, Ascomycota, Eurotiomycetes, Eurotiales, Aspergillaceae. The record is from RefSeq and is a predicted model, not a curated record. Gene Ontology annotation, cellular component: cytosol. The coding region runs from base 79 to 1221 and encodes 380 amino acids. Gene Ontology annotation, molecular function: zinc ion binding; S-(hydroxymethyl)glutathione dehydrogenase [NAD(P)+] activity. Gene Ontology annotation, biological process: formaldehyde catabolic process.
UUCCGUUCCUUCAUCAUCCCGUUUUGAUUUCGAUCAAUUUCUCUUCCUCCGUUCAGUCUUCUCAUAGAUACCCUCACCAUGGCUGACACUGUUGGAAAGACCAUCACCUGCAAGGCCGCCGUUGCCUGGGCUGCUGGCGAGCCCCUCUCCGUUGAGGACGUCGAGGUCGCUCCCCCCAAGGCUCACGAAGUCCGCAUUCAAGUCCACCACACUGGUGUCUGCCACACUGACGCCUAUACUCUCUCUGGAAAGGACCCCGAAGGUGCUUUCCCCGUCGUCCUCGGUCAUGAGGGCGCCGGUAUCGUCGAGUCUGUCGGCGAGGGCGUCACCUCCGUGAAGCCCGGCGACUACGUCAUUGCUCUUUACACCCCCGAAUGCCGUGAGUGCAAGUUCUGCAAGUCCGGCAAGACCAACCUGUGCGGCAAGAUCCGUGCCACCCAGGGUAAGGGUGUCAUGCCCGACGGUACUUCCCGCUUCAAGGCCCGCGGCAAGGACCUCCUCCACUUCAUGGGUACCUCCACUUUCUCCCAGUACACCGUUGUCGCCGACAUCUCUGUCGUCGCUGUGACUCCUAAGAUCCCCACCGACCGCUCUUGCUUGCUGGGCUGCGGUAUCACCACCGGUUACGGUGCCGCCGUUGUCACCGCCAAGGUCGAGGAGGGCUCCAACGUCGCCGUCUUCGGUAUCGGCUGUGUCGGUCUUUCCGUCCUCCAGGGUGCCGUCAAGAACAAGGCCGGCAAGAUCAUCGCCAUCGAUGUCAACGAUGGCAAGGAGGCCUGGGCCCGCAAGUUCGGUGCCACCCACUUCGUCAACCCCACCAAGCUCAACGGCAAGACUAUCCAGGAGGAGCUGAUUGAGAUGACCGACGGUGGUUGUGAUUACACUUUCGACUGCACCGGUAACGUCGGUGUCAUGCGUGCUGCCCUGGAGGCAUGCCACAAGGGUUGGGGUGAGAGUAUCGUCAUUGGUGUUGCUGCUGCUGGACAGGAGAUCUCUACCAGACCAUUCCAACUUGUCACCGGUCGUGUAUGGAAGGGUUGUGCCUUCGGUGGUAUCAAGGGUCGUACCCAAUUGCCCGGCCUGGUUGAUGACUACCUGAACGGCCAGCUUAAGGUUGAUGAGUUCAUUACCCACCGCGAGUCUCUUGACGGAAUCAACAAUGCCUUCGAGCAGAUGAAGCAGGGUGACUGUGUCCGCUGCGUCGUGGACUGCCGUCAAUAAAUUAUUCUGAAAAGUGUUUGAUCUGUAUGCUCGCUUGAUGAGAUCAAUGUGAUGAAUUAUGUAUGAUUGAAAGCCAUAAUAAGCCCAGAAUGAUAGA